Messenger RNA from Rhipicephalus sanguineus (brown dog tick), 2452 nucleotides. Its product is annotated as elongation of very long chain fatty acids protein AAEL008004. Lineage: Eukaryota; Metazoa; Arthropoda; Arachnida; Ixodida; Ixodidae. The transcript has 2 exons. The coding region runs from base 317 to 1255 and encodes 312 amino acids. Gene Ontology annotation, biological process: fatty acid elongation, monounsaturated fatty acid; fatty acid elongation, saturated fatty acid; fatty acid elongation, polyunsaturated fatty acid. Gene Ontology annotation, cellular component: endoplasmic reticulum membrane. The record is from RefSeq and is a predicted model, not a curated record. Gene Ontology annotation, molecular function: fatty acid elongase activity.
UCGCUUGGGCUUGAAGACAGGGGUGUCUCGCUGACGCAGCAAACAGGGGAAAAAAAACCAACAAUUCACUUUAAAGAGUAAGUGUAAGGGCAGUUGUCUUCAAGCUGGAGCGGUAAGAAAGAAACUCGUGGGUGUAGCAGGAUCUAUUCGAACAUGCGGCCGCGAAAGUGAGACCUCUCGUAGCAGUUGUCGUCUUGACCUAGGAUAAUAGAACGUUACCGAGAGUCAGUGGCCAGAAGUCUUUCUGGUGGACGGAAUUCGUGUCUUGAGACCGCACUGUUCUGAAAGAAGCUCAGCAGAAGCCUAUCUACCAGCCAUGAAUUCUAACACAGGAACAUUCACCAUCAACGUUAACAAGACCAUGAGCUGGAACCCCAUCACCCUCGUAACUCAAGUCCAAGAAUGGGGCGACCCCAGAACUCGCGACUAUCCUCUAGUCAUGAACCCCAUGUUCGUCUUUCCACUCAUCCUCUUCUACCUAUACUUCGUCAAGAUUCUCGGUCCACGUUGGAUGAAAGACCGGCCUCCAUUCGAGAUAACCAAUCUCAUCCGCUUCUACAACCUCGCAAUGGUCGUACUCAAUGCCAAGUUCUGCUACAUUGUGCUGUACGAGACGUACCUGCCCACUGGCCGCUACAGCCUAUGGUGCCAGGGCAUCACCGGCUACAUGGACGAGCGACUGGAACAACAAUACCGCAACGGGUGGUGGUACAUAGCCGUGAGGUACGCCGACCUUUUGGACACCGUCUUCUUCGUGCUGCGCAAGAAGUUCAACCAGAUCACGCACCUCCACGUCAUUCACCACACCAUCGUGGCGGUAAACUGCUGGUUCUGGGUGCUGUACGCCCCGGAAGGUCAACCCGCAUUGGGCCUUGCCAUAAACGCGUUCGUCCACGUGGUCAUGUACACCUACUACUUCCUGGCCACACUGGGACCGUCGGUGCAAAAGUAUCUGUGGUGGAAAAAGUAUCUGACCACGUUGCAGAUUGUGCAGUUCGUCAUAUUCCUGGUGCACAUGUCGAUUCCCCUGUUCGUGGACUGCGGCUUCCCGCGUCACCUUAUUCAUGUAGCGAACGCGCAGACCGUACUGGUGCUGACCUUGUUUGUCAACUUCUACAUCAAGUCGUACAUGCGGGAAAAGGAAAACACAGCGCUGAGAAGGGCAAAGGCGGCGGCAAAGUACGAUGGAGCGGCAAGCGGAGACGCUCGAACUGAGACGUCAGCAAACAGCUCGAACGGCAAGAAAAGUCAAUAAGUUGGUACUGCUUUAGCGAAAUUAGAGUUACAGGUGUACGCACAAGCGCGGAAAAGGGGUAAGCAAGAUGGUAAGAUGUGCCGAAACCUUUUCUAAAAAAAAGUGUACAGGAAUCGUUCCUGGUGGCCAUAGGUGCUGCUUGGCACAACGCUGAGACUGUGAUAUACAGUAUAGCUCUCAAGCUCGAUCGCUGUGCUGUGUGGGCGCGUUUUUUGCAGUUAUCCUGCGGUGUUUCGAUUUAGCAGUGCUCUGGAGACCGGGCCCAAUGUUCACAUUCAGUUCUGAAGAUGAACGAAAAAGUGUGCUGGGAACUUUGUGAAAAAGGCGACAACCGGGGACUCUCAUAAAAUACUGUUUCCAGGUGCGUGCUCGCAGGUUUCAUGCGAAUGGUCACGUACUUACCACCUACACACCUGCCUCCACUUUAACACACUAACUGGGAACUAACACACCUCUGUAGUAUGUCAAUGUUAUGGCUAAUAAAAGUGUGCGUUGGAUAACGAAUAACAAACAAACUAAAAAGUUUAUGCUCUAGGUUGCUGCUCUAAAGAGCAACAAGACUGGACAUGUUUUGUUUUGUUUAAUAGGAAAACUGCCUCAUACCUACGAGGGGUAUUGGCUCCGUUUCAUAUUAUAAGGAAAAUGCAUGAAGAAGAAUCAAAGCGAUACUAAAGGCUACAGAACAUAAAAAAGAGAUAGUAUGAAACUGGAUGUAAAUAAUAUUGUAGAGUGAAUGUUCGAAGAGAAACAAAUAAAAAGAAUUGGUAAAAAAAAGUUUCCUGUGGUCGGACGCACUUACAGCGUAGUCUUCGGGAUGCUUCAAGGAAUUUGUGUAGCGCAGUCAGAAUAGCGCUGCGGCUUGCACAAAGGGCAUUUGUUCUAAAAGACGACAGGUUUGAUGUAGUGAGUGUUAAGCCCGGCUUACCAGUCAGAAUUUCAAGAAACAAUCUGUGGAGGCAGGCAAAGCGGCGGCAUGAGAGAAGAAAGUGAUGCAUAUAUAUAUGUAUGAAUAAGUGGCUGCACGUUGCCUUUCGCUCCACGUGCCCUUGUCAUCGUCUGUUUGUCUCUGCCGAUAUAGGCACCGGCAGGUCUAAUUGUGCGACUUUAUGGAGUGAUAGCUUGGGCGAGUUGGUGAUUGAAUAUCGACGUGACUUUGCGCAGCGCGAAUUGAACGCGGGCAGGAGAGGGGACACAACA